This is a messenger RNA of Zingiber officinale, 796 nucleotides long. RefSeq names its product probable peroxygenase 5. The annotation marks the transcript as partial. Gene Ontology annotation, molecular function: calcium ion binding; monooxygenase activity. Lineage: Eukaryota; Viridiplantae; Streptophyta; Magnoliopsida; Zingiberales; Zingiberaceae. The record is from RefSeq and is a predicted model, not a curated record. The transcript has 5 exons.
CCGGCCAACUGGAAGAAGGUGACACCUUUUUGUUUGGUUCCAGGCACCGCAGGCGAGGGGGAGGCGGACCUGACGCCGCUGCAGAAGCACGUCGCCUUCUUCGACAGGAACAAUGACGGCGUCAUCUACCCGUCCGAGACCUACCAAGGAUUUCGGGCGAUUGGCUCCGGCGUGGCUUUGUCUGCUGCCAGCGCCGCUUUCAUCCAUGGCUUCCUCAGCGCCAAAACUUGCCCCCCUGGUAAAUCUCCGCUUCCUUCUUUGCCAAUCUACGUGGAGAACAUUCAGAGAGGCAAACAUGGAAGUGACUCUGGGGUCUAUGACACCGAGGGGAGGUUCGUGGUCUCCAAAUUCGAAGAGAUAUUUAAGAAGCAUGCCAAGACAAACCCUGAAGCAAUAUCAUCAGAGGAGUUGAAGGAGAUGCUCCAGGCGAACGGGGAGCCCAAUGACAGCAAAGGGAGGUUGGCGAGCCAGACAGAAUGGCAACUGCUUUAUAAUAGGGGCAAAGAUAAAGAAGGAUUCCUGCACAAGGAUACCAUACAAGCUAUUUAUGAUGGAAGCCUCUUUUACCAGUGGGAGAAGGAGACGCAAUCUUCAGUGAAGAAAGCAUGAUGGUCUGAUAGCUCUGUAAUCUGGAUUUCAUGGAUUCUAUAGUUUCAUAUGAAUUUUAAAAUAAAUUAUUGGAUAAUUAUGUUUUAGAAUGCUACUGGAAUUCUGAAUACACAAUCAAGUGUUGUAUCCACUCGUUCACAGUGAAAAAGGGCUGCUAUUGAUGGACGCAAAAUAGUAGUGAAACAGA